AGCAGACCUUCCCGGCUCAGACAGCUGAGCAGAGGAGAGUUGAGAGGCACGGCCGGACAGACCCCCUGUCAGAGGGUUCCCCGUCCUGGGAAUCCAGGAAGAAGAGCCGCACACACACACACACACACAAAAACAAAAAAAGCCAAGCGUCAUCUGGCCUUUAAUUCAUCUGGUCACCCCAGAAAACCAUCCUGGAAAGCUCCAAAAUGUUUUUCAGACUCCCACGGCUGACUCCUGGAUAUAUCAGGCUGCUGCAGACCCAGGCCUACCACAACACGCCUGUGACAGCUCCGCCUGAGAAGACCAUGCCCGGUGUGGCCAUGCUGCUGGGGGCUGUCGGGAUCGGGAUGUGCGGGUACAGCUCCAGACAGCUGUCCCUCCACCACCGGCCCUCCACCCGCGUCCUCCACUGGGUCGGCACCCACACUGAUGCGAGCAGCAUGGGUGUGGGUGCUCACCGGGCCCCUGCUCUGGAUGUCCCUCGCAGAGUCCCUGCAUGUGCCGACAUCCCUCCACCGUCCUUUGUAGGACAGAAAAUUCCUUCAAAUUAAACGCUGGGAGUAGAACCACCAGCACCACGGAUCGAGUCCGAAUUUCUGCGCUACCACUUGUCUAAGAUUGUAGCUAUGCAGGCCCAUUGCCGCAAUGUGGCCCAUGUGCUCUCUGAGGACAAGUGGGUGUGGUCGCUCGGUCUGAUCUGUGUGUCUGCAGGAAAUGGUACAACCUAGCAAAAUCUAAUUCUGUGAUUAGCGCAAUACAAGGACUGUGAAGCUACGUUCACACCGCCCUCGGGGAAACGCUUUCAAGCGGCCACUUCUAAAGAAAAUACAUAAAAAUGCCAUUUGGGCUUCAGCGUUCAAAACCAAUGCGUUCACACAUUGCUAUGCUCAACGCAGAGCCAUUGAACGCAGGUUGAAAGAUAAACCAGGUUGAACUUUGACAAAUCAGGGACUCAGGAUUUGGCAAAAAAGAUGAGGUCCAUUUAAUUCACGGAAGUGUCAACAGUUUAAAAAAUUGAUCAUUUGUGUCCUUUCAUAUAUUGGAAUAGAACUGUGAAAGAAAAAGCCUGGAGCAAGAUUUGCACUACUUUCCAACUAUAGGUGUCAGGCAUGCGCUAGUAAAUAGUAGAAUAAUUUUAAGAAGAAGCCCCUCCCUGAUUAUCCAUUGUGAACCCCAUGUGCUAAAUUCAUGUUCAAGAAUGCACGUUUGAAUGCGGGUCACAUGACCGGUGUGAACGUAGCUUACCAGGUGUUUCAACAUUUUCAUUAGCAGGUUUCUGAAGCAUUGAUAUGGCGCCGAACAACAAGAGUGACUCAUAGGAUUGUGUGACUGAUGCUGGAACUUCCCAAAUCUUAUUGCUGAUUGCUGCUUUUUCGAGUUGGCACACCUAAUUUGAAGACAUUUGUCUGUCUUCUGAAGCCCUGGCAAGGAGAAAGACGGAAGCUUGGCAGUGUGGCUCACAGAUGGUUUGCCACAGUCUCUCUGUGCAGACCCCCCGCCCCCAUCCAAUUGGUUGUUAGGCAGAAAGCCAUGUGUAAUUGCUGAAGCAGCCCAUCCCUGCCCAUGACUUCAUCUGAAUCCCUCUGAGGAGGAUCAGGUGCCACUUGUCAACAAGCGUUUUCCUGGCACUGUCAGACUGUCAAUCCCACAACACCUGAAGGAGACAGCUCUUUUAUUCUUUUAUGAAAAACUGGAGAGUGGCAGUAGACUUUACAACAAGUAAACAACAGCAACUCUGUGCUGGAUUACAUCCUAGUUUGUGUGUCUGGGACACUGCGGGUGGGAUUCCAGCUAGGUAGGAUGGGGAAUCCUCCUGGAUUAGACCAUGUCAUCCUCAUUAGGGAUUAACCCUGGUGAAAAAUCAAUCCCGACACACACCCUUAUUAACCUAAUCAGCCGUUAAGACUUCCAUGGACCCGAGAGAGGCAGACAGAUCCUGUGCAUCCGAAUGUUGCGGCGUUCUCCCUGCAGCUUCCACCAGUUAUCUCACAGUCAUACGUCAUAUAUUGACGUUGGUAUUUUCGGAUUGCAAAAUGACAGAAAACUUGGGACUUGAGAUGUGGCGAGAAACUGAGAGUGGUUGAGAACGUGCGCUGUGCCUUAUGGAUUGAACAGGAUUACAUCGUCUGCAUUCGGUCUAUCCGGUUGAUAUGCAAGUUUAUCCCAUAAAUCGGCGACAAACACCAUUAAAAGGAGUCUUUUAUUUCUAAUUUAUUUCUAAAGCAAUGAGGAAAUUGCUGUGGUCUGAAAAGGAUAAGCACAAAAUGAAUCAAAGUUGUGUGCUUCCCGAUUUAGAGGUCAGCCAGACCUUGUAAUCUUUUCUUUUCUUUUCGUUUUAGCUGAAGAGUCAGCUCAGAAUUUCUGCCAAAUUGGACACAAGGAAAGGUGUAGCAAGGUGGGAAUUUUUUAGUGCCAACAGAGGCUCUGCAGGUCAGCUACAAAAUGAUCUUAAUCUACGCCGCCAAAGGGGUUAAUGGUUCCAGCAGGGAUCAGAUGCCAACCAACCAACACCUCUAAUCCACAAAAAUCUCUCAACUUCUAAAUCCACAUCUCACAAAUAUCUGAAGUGCAUCAGAACUCCUGCUCUGCUGUCGCACUCCUCAGAGUGGUGGAAUCGAUGUGGUGAUGGGCUGGAGGCUGUGUUAUGCAGCUCGCUGGUUUUGAUGGAUUUUCUCCAUGCUGCAGUGAUGCACAGUGAACACAGAUCACUGUGGAAACCUAUUGAUCUCAAUCAGAGAGUGAGGGGAGGAGAGCUCGUCUCCUCUCUGCAGCAAAUCUUCCCUGGCUGUUGUGCAGUAGAGGAAGGAAAAAAAAAAGGCGCCCCCGAAAACGCACAGAAUGUGGAAAACUGAGUCUGAAGCUCUAAAAAUAAAAAAAAAUAAAAUUCCGGGAUGUUUGAAGGCGCAGCACUCACCUGUCAGCUUGCUGUGAGUUGCACAUCAAUGCUUUUUCAUCAGUUACUAGUUCUGAAAAACUGAGUUAAACAUUACAGCAGAUCUGAACUAUUUGUAGAAUAAACAUGUUAAAAUAUAAAAUAAACAUAUAAAGCAAAUA
Molecule: messenger RNA, 3054 nt
Organism: Oryzias latipes (Japanese medaka)
Lineage: Eukaryota; Metazoa; Chordata; Actinopteri; Beloniformes; Adrianichthyidae
Source: RefSeq, a predicted model, not a curated record